GUGCGGCAACUGCUGAGCCUUGACCCGCGGCCUGGCACGCCCGGGCCGAGCACGGCCCGCACGAGACGAGACCUGGCCGAGGCGGUGGCCGAGGCGCGUCGGUUCAACACGACGCCGACGCCCCAACCAAACUCCGACUCCUCCCUCUCCCCUCCCGUCUUCGUCGGCCGAGACGGGGGAGAAAACCAAACCCUAUCUCGCAGCGGCGGAGAGGUGGGGGUUCGAGCGAGGCGGGUUGGGAUCGAAUUUGGGUGCAAGGGAGGGGAGGCGAGGCGGGCGUCUCGAGUUCCCGACCCCCUGCCUCCUCCUCCUGUGUACUACUCGGCAGCGCACGAGGCCGCCGGCCGGCUCCUCUCUCUCCGCCGAAUCAGUGGGCGGUCCGCCGCAGCGCCGCUCGCUCCCGUUCCCCUCUCGAUCGUCUCUCUGGUGGACUGGAGUGGAGUGGCGACCCCACCCGGAACGGACCCGGCCUGGAUUGGAUUGGAUUGGAUUGGUUUGGUCUCUUCCUCCCCCGUGUUUGUUGAUCCUGAAUACCUGAGGUCUCCCGGUCCGGCACCUCUUCCUCGCGCCGCGCCAUGGACGAGGAGGAUGACGACCAGCGCCUGCUGCACAGCCUCGGCGUCACGUCCGCGAACAUCGAGGACAUCGAGAAGAAAAUCCUCUCGCAGGCUCAGGCUGACCCAAAGCAUGAUGUGGAAGAAGUAGCAGCUGCCAAUGACCACGAGAGGGGUGAUGAUGCCGUGCCUGAGGCUGACGUGCAGGCCAGGCUGCACCAGAAGCUGCACUCCGUGCAGCUCGAGAUCGACGCUGUAGCCUCCACCAUCAAGAGAGCUAAGCACGCCUCCGGGAAGCAGGUUGACAGCUCAGACAGUGGUGACACGCAAGAUAAAAAGAAGCAGAAGCGUGCCGAACACACCUCGCAGGACGAUCCUCAUGGAGGAGCCCUCCAGCAGGCGCUUGCCGCCGAGCGCCUUAAGAGCCUUAAGAAAGCUAAAGCGCAGAUUCAGAAAGAGAUAACGCAGUUGGAACCCUGCCCGUCGGGCUCGGACAAACGGAAAGAUAAGAUGCUGGCCAUGCCGGUUGAAGAGGAGCCGAGGCGUAAGAAGAAGACACUAAUGCCAUCUCGAGGGCCCAAGAAGAUGUCGGCACCAAAACUGAAAACCAUGAGCUACAAUGACGACGACGACUUCGAUUCUGUGCUUGAUGGGGCAUCUGCAGGAUUUAUGGAAACUGAAAGGGAAGAAUUGAUCAGAAAGGGCUUGCUGACACCCUUUCACAAGUUGAAGGGCUUUGAGAAGCGUGUUGAAUUACCUGGGCCUUCUCAUAGGCAAAAUGAUCCCUCUGAUCAAGUCGGAGAAACCAUGGAAGCUUCCAGGAUUGCUAAGUUUGCUCAGUCGAUGCAGCAGAUUGCACAAAGCCGCCCAAUGACAAAAUUGCUUGAUCCAGAAUCUUUACCUAAACUGGAUGCACCUACUGCUCCAUUUCAAAGGCUAGGAAGACCUCUAAAACGCCCUGUUUCUCCCAGUUCCGAGGAGCAGGAAAAGAAGAGACGAAGGAAUAAGACCAAGAGGCCCUUGCCUAACAAGAAAUGGAGGAAAGCCAACUUAUUGAAGGAAUCACUUUUGGAAACUGACGAUGAGGAUGAUGGGGUCAUUGCGGCAUCAGUAUCUGAGGAUGAAGAUCAAGCAGCAGAAGGUUUUGAUGGUUUACCUCCUGUUAUCCUUGAAGGUGGUUUGAGAAUUCCUGGCACAAUUUAUGAGCAGCUAUUUGACUACCAAAAAGUGGGAGUGCAGUGGCUAUGGGAAUUACAUUGUCAAAGGGCUGGUGGAAUUAUUGGAGAUGAAAUGGGCCUAGGAAAGACUGUGCAAGUCUUAACAUUUCUUGGUUCCUUGCAUAACAGUGGCAUGUACAAGCCCAGCAUUGUCAUUUGUCCUGUAACCCUUCUGCAACAGUGGCAAAGGGAGGCCAGUCGGUGGUAUCCGAAGUUUAAAGUGAAGAUCUUGCACGAUUCUGUAAAUGGUUCAAGUAAAAAGAGCAAGCCAUAUAAUGAUUCUGACAGUGAAGCCUCCUGGGAUAGUGAUAGUGAAGAGGUUAAACGCGCAAAGCCUGCAAAAAAGUGGGAUGACUUGAUUUCAAGCGUUGUUAAUUCAGGAUCAGGUUUGCUUUUGACUACAUAUGAGCAGCUAAGAAUCUUAGGGGAGAAGUUGCUUGAUAUAGAAUGGGGAUAUGCUGUGUUGGAUGAGGGUCACCGUAUAAGGAACCCAAAUGCUGAGAUAACACUGGUGUGCAAGCAACUGCAGACUGUGCACAGGAUAAUCAUGACAGGUGCACCUAUUCAAAAUAAACUUUCUGAACUCUGGUCCCUUUUUGAUUUCGUGUUCCCUGGAAAACUGGGUGUGCUGCCUGUAUUUGAGACUGAGUUUUCUGUGCCAAUUACUGUUGGUGGUUAUGCUAAUGCAACGCCAUUGCAAGUGUCCACAGCUUACAGAUGUGCUGUUGUCUUGCGUGAUCUUAUCAUGCCAUACCUUCUUAGGCGCAUGAAAGCUGAUGUCAACGCACAGCUCCCCAAGAAAACAGAGCAUGUUCUUUUCUGUAGUCUGACUCCAGAGCAGCGUGCUACUUAUCGUGCUUUCCUUGCUAGUUCAGAGGUGGAACAAAUAUUUGAUGGCAAUAGAAAUUCACUGUAUGGGAUAGAUGUCCUAAGGAAGAUAUGCAAUCAUCCCGAUCUACUUGAGAGAGAACAUGCUGCUCAGAAUCCUGACUAUGGGAAUCCUGAAAGAAGUGGAAAGAUGAAAGUGGUUGAGCAAGUUCUUAAAGUCUGGAAGGACCAAGGCCACCGUGUUCUUCUUUUCACUCAGACUCAACAAAUGUUAGACAUUUUGGAGAGCUUCUUGACAGCAUGUGACUACCAAUACCGAAGAAUGGAUGGACUAACACCUGCAAAACAAAGAAUGGCACUAAUUGAUGAGUUCAAUAACACAGAUGAAAUUUUUGUUUUCAUUCUGACCACGAAAGUUGGUGGCCUGGGUACAAAUUUGACUGGUGCAAACAGGAUUAUUAUUUAUGAUCCCGACUGGAACCCUUCAACAGACAUGCAGGCCAGGGAACGUGCAUGGCGUAUUGGGCAAACUAGAGAUGUGACAGCUUACAGACUGAUCACACGUGGGACAAUAGAGGAGAAAGUCUAUCAUCGACAGAUAUACAAGCAUUUCCUUACUAACAAAGUAUUGAAAAACCCACAGCAGAGGAGAUUCUUUAAAGCCAGAGACAUGAAGGAUUUAUUCACACUACAAGAUGAUGAAGGAAAUGGUUUGACAGAAACAUCAAAUAUUUUCAGCCAAUUGUCUAAAGAUGUGAAUAUUAGGGUUCCGAAUGAAGGUCAACAAGACCAGGUACAUAUUGCUUCGACUCUGCCAAGCACCAGUGAGUCUGAACCAUCUAAUGGAGGGAAUGGGAAAGUGGAUGAGAACUCUGACCAAGCAGAUGAAGAAUCAAACAUUUUGAAGAGUCUUUUUGAUGCCCAGGGCAUUCAUAGCGCGAUCAAUCAUGAUGCCAUAAUGAAUGCUAAUGAUGACCAGAAGGUGCGCCUUGAAGCAGAAGCCUCACAGGUGGCACAAAGGGCAGCUGAAGCUUUACGUCAAUCUCGGAUGCUCAGAAGCCGUGACAGCUUUGCUGUUCCCACGUGGACUGGAAGAUCUGGUGCUGCUGGGGCACCCUCUUCUGUUCGCAGGAAGUUUGGGUCCACAGUCAACAGCCAGUUGAUCAGUUCGUCACAGCCAUCAGAAACUUCAAGCAGCAGGAGCCAAAGUCUUCCAGUAGGUGCUCUAAAUGGCAAGGCACUGUCUUCUGCCGAACUUUUGGCUAAGAUCCGUGGAACCCGAGAGGGGGCUGCUUCAGAUGCAUUGGAACAUCAACUCAACAGAGGAUCAGGUUCCGAUCACAUACCAGGUCCAUCAGGGAAUGGCGUCCGCUCAUCUAACUCUUCUAACAGAAGCAUGAUCGUGCAACCUGAAGUCCUGAUCCGUCAGUUGUGCACCUUCAUACAGCAGAAUGGUGGGUCUGCCAGCUCCACGAGCAUAACUGAACACUUCAAGAGCCGCAUACAGUCAAAGGAUAUGCUUCUCUUCAAGAACCUGCUUAAGGAGAUAGCAACAUUGCAAAGGGGCGCAGAUGGUGCCACGUGGGUGCUGAAACCUGAUUACGAGUGAUUGUAGCUGUAGUUUACAGGAGAAAAAUUUUGGUCUAGGAGGGAUUUUUUUUGGGAAUCUUUAUGGUGGCUCACUGAUUCUUUUUGUAAGGGACAACUUAACAGGAAGAAAUCUUAGGACUAUAGGAGAUGCCUUGUGAAUACAGGAAUAGGAAUCUUCACGGGUAGCCACUGUGUUAGAGCAACGGUGUGUUUGUAGGAGCUGUACCCUGAUGCAGCUGUCUCGAACGUUGGGUGGCACGCUGUGCUCUCUCUUCCACUCUGACCGUCAGCCUAGCCUGGUGGUGAUUUUUGCACUAGUUUCUAGCAUCUGAAAGGGUUCAUCAAUCA
Panicum hallii is the source of this 4537-nucleotide messenger RNA. RefSeq names its product DNA excision repair protein CSB. The record is from RefSeq and is a predicted model, not a curated record. NCBI's taxonomy places the organism in Eukaryota, Viridiplantae, Streptophyta, Magnoliopsida, Poales, Poaceae. Gene Ontology annotation, cellular component: nucleus. The coding region runs from base 576 to 4208 and encodes 1210 amino acids. Gene Ontology annotation, molecular function: ATP binding; ATP-dependent chromatin remodeler activity. The transcript is spliced from 7 exons. Gene Ontology annotation, biological process: transcription-coupled nucleotide-excision repair.